Messenger RNA from Mauremys mutica (yellowpond turtle), 387 nucleotides. Its product is annotated as guanylin-like. Lineage: Eukaryota; Metazoa; Chordata; Testudines; Geoemydidae. The record is from RefSeq and is a predicted model, not a curated record. Gene Ontology annotation, molecular function: guanylate cyclase activator activity. The coding region runs from base 79 to 387 and encodes 102 amino acids. The transcript has 3 exons. Gene Ontology annotation, cellular component: extracellular region.
AGGUUAAAGGAAACCAGGUCCAAAGAACUUCUAGGCAAGGCGAGAGCUGAGAGGCACAUCCCGAGACUUCUGGUCACCAUGAAGGCUCUCCCGGCUGCUGUUCUGUGCCUGUGCACCCUGGCAGCCUUCUCUGACUGUGUCACCGUCCAGGUGGGAAAGUUCUCAUUCCCCCUGGAGUCUGUGAAGAAGCUGAAAGACUUCAUGGACAAUCCUCUUCAGCUCAGUGUCAGAUCCGCCCCUCUGUGUGCCAACUCUGACAUUCCCAAGGAGUUCCUGGACCUCUGUGCCACACCAGACGCUGACCAGAUAUUUGAGGAGCUAAAACCCAUCGCGAGAUCCCCCGAGCUUUGUGAGAUUUGUGCUUUUGCUGCAUGUGCCGGCUGUUGA